Messenger RNA from Cynara cardunculus var. scolymus (artichoke), 963 nucleotides. RefSeq lists its product as uncharacterized. The record is from RefSeq and is a predicted model, not a curated record. NCBI's taxonomy places the organism in Eukaryota, Viridiplantae, Streptophyta, Magnoliopsida, Asterales, Asteraceae. The coding region runs from base 1 to 963 and encodes 320 amino acids. The transcript has 2 exons.
AUGGCUGAGACUCAUGACUGGAUUGAUGAGCCAACCUCUUCCUCCAGUGAUGAGGACAUGGCAUAUAUGUGUCUUAUGGCCAACAUCCAGGAGAGAGAAGACUUUAUCAAGGGAUCCUCCUCUACUGCUGCUGCUGAUCUACCUUCUACCUCCAAGGAUGCCAAAGAUCUGGUCAAACCAAAUAAGGUAAACAACUUAUCCUCUCUUUUUGAAUCUGACAAGGUUCAAGCUUAUGAUUCUUUAUCCGUUGAUCUUUACAAUGCUAGAUCUGCUAAGAAGAAAGCUGACCUUGAAAUCAAAAGUCUAACUAGUCAGUUACAUAAAUGCAUGAAUCAACUGAAAGACUUUGAUAAAUUGAAAAAUGACCUGAAAGAACAAAAGUUAAUAAACAAUGUUCUUAACAAAGAAAAAACUAAGGGCUUAGGACACCGACAGAUAUGGUACUUGGACAGUGGAUGUUCAAGACACAUGAUUGGAAACAAGUCCCUGUUGAUCAACUAUGUGUCUGAACCUGGUCCUGCUGUAACCUUUGGAGAUAAUUCCAGAGGUACUACAAAAGGAUAUGGUGUUCUUUCUAACGGCUCGGUUACCUUCAACCGAGUAGCUUAUGUGGAUGGACUGAAGCACAAUCUGCUAAGCAUCAGUCAACUAUGUGAUCUCAACUUCAUUGUGAAGUUUGAAGAAAACCAGUGUACUAUUCUUGACUCUUCUGGCAAGAAGGUACUAACUGGUAUCCGAAAGGAUAAUGUCUAUGUAAUCAACAUGGACUCUUCUAGCCCUUCUGACGCCAACAUCUGUUUCUACUCCGAGUCUACUACUGAUCAAAAUUGGUUAUGGCAUAAAAGGUUGUCCCAUCUCAACUUCAAAACCAUUAACUAUCUUUCUAGUAAAGAUCUGGUUAUUGGACUUCCAAAGAUGUCAUAUGUCAAAGUGAAGCUGUGUGAGUAUAUCUUAUCUUUCUAA